AUGUCAACCCGAACGCAAAACCAGAACCCAACUCAAAGAGACGACGUGCUCCAAGAAGAAGAUGAAGAAGAAGAGGUGUUGAAGCUUGAAGAAGAAGUGGAGCAAAUAGCCCAGAAAGUACUCGAGUACAGAACUAGACGUCCGGAUCAAUUGUACUCCACACUUGCUUCUCUUCUCUCGUCUCAACGACCCAUUAUUCCCCCGACCCGUUUGUCCGAAAGUGGGUCUGAACCUGGACCCGAACCGGAGACGGGCCCUAACUCAGUGGUACCUGUUGAGUCAAGUGGAAUGGCCUCAUUAGUUGGAGAGGAUCAAGAGGAAGCUGAGAAAAUCCAACUCCUCAAACAGAAGACCUCAAGUAAUGCCACGAUGAUGCCUAUUGUUUUGGAAAGGAUGAAAGACUAUAUGGCAAGAGUCGAUAAAUUGGAGUUGUCCAAUGGAAUCAUCCAUCCGGCUUUUAAAAGGAAACGAACAAGUGGACCAGCUUUUUCACAUUAG
Messenger RNA from Fraxinus pennsylvanica, 498 nucleotides. The record is from the annotation of a GenBank genome assembly. NCBI's taxonomy places the organism in Eukaryota, Viridiplantae, Streptophyta, Magnoliopsida, Lamiales, Oleaceae.